Molecule: messenger RNA, 174 nt
Organism: Paramuricea clavata
Lineage: Eukaryota; Metazoa; Cnidaria; Anthozoa; Malacalcyonacea; Plexauridae
Source: the annotation of a GenBank genome assembly
AUGGAGGUGCAAGUUAUGAAAAAAGGUCUCCCAGGUCACGUGGCAGCAGCUGAUGAGCGUGAUGAUGGAUGUUCGUCUUGCUUAGCUUGGCAACCACUCAGUGAUCAAAGCCUCAACGAAUUUCUUGCAACGAAGAAUGAAAAUAUUGGUCAUCAAAAUAAUGGCACAGUUUAG